UGCGAGCUCGAGCGCCGUUCUCGACCCCCGGUCUGUGAGCCGGUUCCUCCCCGGCGCUGCUGUUUGGUGCUCGGAGAUGAAACAGAUAUUAGGAUUUUACAUCAUUUAUAAGCCUGUGCAUUUCAAACUAAGUUCACACUUUGUCAGUUACGGAGGUUAGAAGUCCGAAAUGAGAUUCACUAGACCUACCUGGAUCAUCUCCCCAUUUCAAGCUGAUUAACAAAUUCAGUUCUAUCUGCCACCUUAAUUUCCCCUUGCUAUGUAACCUAAUAUAUUCACAGGUUCUGGAGAUUUGAAUGUGGAUAUCUUUUGGGGACCAUUAUUCAGCCUGCCAUAGCUAGGGACCAGAUGUGUAGACAUUUGGGGUUUUGCUCUGAGAUGGGAAGCAACUAGAGGAGUAAUGUGGCCUGGCUUAUGUCUUAAAAGGUUCAUUCCAGAUACUGUUUGGAGAAUAUACAAUGGGGAGGGAUGGACAAGAGGGAAUUAGAGACAGCAUUCAUGAAAAGAUUGAAUGUAAAUAUGAGAAAAAAAGAAGGCUUAAGAGUGACUGCACCAGAAGCAGAGGUUGCCUGUUAUCUUGCAUUCUCCCAUAAUACUCAGGCAAUCCCUCUUUCAAAAGUUUAUCAUUCUGACGGGAGUGAAGUUGCAUUUCUCUGAUUACGUAGUAAGUCUGAAUGUCUCUUUAUGUACUUAUUAUAUAUUUGGAAUUCCCCUGUCUUUGAAUUAUGUCUUUAUGUACUUUACCCAUUUUGCUGUUGGGUUUCCUUUUUCCUUGUUAAUUUGUAGGAGUUGUUUUUGCAUUUCAGCUAAGUCCGCUGUCAAUCUCUUAUACAUCUUUUUAACUUUAUGGUUUCUUCAUUGAAUGUUUUUAAUUUUGUGUAGUCAUAACCACCUGUUUUCCCCCCUAACUGUUUAAGCUUUUCGGGUCUUGUUCAAGAAAUCUUUCUCCACUCCAAGGUGACAAAUACGUUGUUCUGUAUUUUCUUCUAUUGGCUUUAUGGUUCUGCCAUUCACAUUUAGGUCUUUAACGCAUUUGGAGUCCACUUUUUAUAUAAGAUGGGGAUCCUGCUGUAUUUUUAUCUGUACAGUCGGCCAGUGUUCCUAAUACCACCAACCUAAACUUAAUCUGUUCUACCCCCUUGGCCCUAUAGUGCCACCUUUAUCAUAUAUGAAGUUCCUAUAUGUGUAGGUCCAUUUUAAAGCUCUGUCAUGUUCUGUUGGUCAUUUAUUUUUCCUGCGCCUGUACUGGAUUGUUUUUGUUACUUUGACUUUGUAGUGUGUCUUCGUAUCUGUCAAGGCAAUUCUCUUUGUUCUUUUUGUCCAGAUUGGCCUAACUCUUUAUGGACCUUUAUUUUUCCAUAUGCUUUCAAAAUUUCUUCUUGAAAGGCAACCCAAAUGCCAGGCCAGAGAGACCCCCAAGUAAACUUGUUCUCCCUUCACAGACCUCAGGGGAACUUAAGCAAUCAAGUUGAAGAAACGUUUCUACUACCUAAAAAAGUACCUGAAAACUACCUUGAUAUUUGUUCAGCUGUCCCAAUGGGAUUUUCUCUUAGUAAGUCUGCCACUCAGGUCUCUGCUAUGCGUAUUGAUUCAAAAGUGGACGAUCACUUAAUGCAAGGGACUGAGGAAAGCAGGUUGGAACCAGUGACUCAGUUAUUUCAAAACACCAAGAAAAUAAGAUUAGAAGACCCACACAAAGAAAACUUUAAAAGGAGUGAAGAGACUGGCACAGGAACUCUUUCGGCAAAAGCCUUGGGUUCGGUGGUAUAUGUUAAAGAAAGUGACGGAAUAGAAAUGACAGAUGUGGAAUGAAGUAAUUUGUACAUAUUACUAAAGAAGCCAAAAAUUGCUUUUGAUUAAGAGGGGCUGUUGAAUGAAAACUUAACCUUAUUAGGAAAACCCAACAAAAUGAAGAGAGACUAUUACUUUUCACUAGUUAUAAAUCUUCUUUGUCAACAUUCUUUGAUGAUACACAGUCAAAAGAGAGUUGCUUUAGAGAGAAAGAGCCUUCCAAAAUCCAAAGCAGAUUUCUAUUAUAUUCUGUCCUUCUUAAAAAACAGAGGUUUUUUUUAGUAACAGUAUUCAAAUAGCACCAAAACAUUUUAAUUGUAAUGUAUUUCUUUAACAAGUGAUAGGAAAAACAGUUCCUAAACAAUUUGUUGUCAGUAUUUCACACUAUUUCUGUUGUACCAGUUUUGUAUGUUACAUUUCUAGUUUGGGAAUUUGCUCCAGGGCACUCUCUCUUCCUGCAUUUUUGCAUUUCUGGUCUGCAAAAGAUCACUGCAGAUAAAUUCUGCAAAUGAGCAUUUCAUAUUUUAAAUCUUCCCUUUAAAACUUUUCCCCCCACAUUGAAUCCAUUUCAGAGUUAGAAAAUAAUUCUUUCCAAGUAUAAUAGUUUAUCCUGCAGAUGCUACCAUUUUAUAGCACCAAUAAUUGCUAUCCUUAUUAAAAUAUCUAGUAGUGUGAAACAACAAUAUUAUCCCAAGUAAUGUUAGAUUAAAUUAAAACUAUUUUGGACAUAUAGUGACCUGUAACUAUGUUAUGUAUGUUACAUAUGUAUUGAACAUGUUCAUUUACUUUAAUAUUUAAUGACUAUCUCUAAUGCCCAAAAUUCUUUAAUUAUAGAAACAGUGAGUAAAAAGCACCUUCUUUGGUUCUUUGGGAGAGAAAAAAAAAAAAAAUACAUAAAUUGUUUCUUUGUUCACCAAACCUGGCAUGUGCUUGGCCCCGCUGUGCCCGGAGGGGUGAAUAAAACAGCCUGCCUUCAUGGUGCUUACUGUUUAUCAGGGAAGACAGAAGAGCCAACAGUAAUUAAAAGACGACAAAUGGUAAUGUACCAUAAAGGAAGAGUAAAGCCUUCAGAGAGGCCUAACAGGAGGCCUACAAAUAAACUUGAUUUUAAUUGUGGGAACUUGGAGAACUUCCCAGAAAACAUGUCAUUUAUACCUGUUACAGUGAUAUGACUGUUCAAGUGAGAUGAUGGUGGAGAUAAGUGGAUAGUGUCCAGAUGUGGCUUGCCAGGUUGUGGAGAUAGUUUGGAAGUGUAAAGCCAGGAAGAAGGAAGGAUUUCUAGCAGCAAAGGCUAGAAUGCACGGAGGUUCCUUGGAGAAAAGAGAGCUUAGGAACACAGUUUGUAGACAUACCAGGUUUCUAAGGCAAGUAGACAGUUGUAUGUAUGAGACUAAAACUAUAAAUUUUGAAGUUGUAUAUCAAGAAGGUAUUAAAAACCAUGGGAAUGAAUGAGACAGGUUAAGGAGAACGUAUAGAGAGAAACUCCUCAAGAAUGCUAACAUUUAGGGGCUACAUGGGGAGCUGGCAAAAGGGGCCGAGGAGUUGGCAGUGAGGUUAGAGGAAAACCAAGAGGUGGUAAUGUCAAGGUUGUCCGCAGGAGUCUUUCAAGGAGAAGGUGGUCAGACGAACAGAGGACUGAAAUGCCCAUCAGAUCUAGCAACAUGAAUGUCAUCACUGACCUUAGCAAAAGCACUUUUGAUGGAAUAAUGGGGGUAGAAGCCUUGCUGGAGUAGGUUGAAGGAAGACUGGGAAGUGAGGAGGUAGAAACGGAUGUCGUUGUCCCUGAAGGGUAGCAGGAUGAAAGAGGGGAGAGUACAGCAUGUUUGAGUCAACAGCAUCUUGACUCAGUGGGGAACUUAAGAGUAGCAGAGGGGGUAAGAAUAACCAAGAGGCGGAAGUCUCUGAGCAGAGAAGAAAGGGUGGAUUCGCUAAAACAACUAGCAGAAAUUAGGAAAAACCUACUGUCUUAAUUCAGAGAAGUAAUACAAGUAGAAAACAACCGUACUGCUUGGCGAUUUCUAAUGACCACUAGGAAAAUUCCUGCUUGCAUUAACUGAACAGAAUCUAUUGCAACCCACUUACUACCAGGACAACUCACUCAGAGAGACUCCAGUCAAAAGGGUAACAAUAGAUAAAUGAGGUGCCAUGGUAGCUUUAUACAGAGCCCCUGCGUUUACAGUAUCCGUACCACCAACUUGUGAACACUAGAGUCUCUUACUCUAAGACGGAAAACGUGGUGGCUUCUAUUCUAACUGGAGAGGUUUUAAUUUUGGGGGGAAGACUGCAAAAGAUGGCCACAAAUUCAAAAAGUGGGGUCCCUUAUCCCAGCCCUUAAAUCUGGGUUGGGCCUUUGGUUGCUUAGACCAAUACAGUAUGGUAGAAGUGCUACUUCCAAGGCGAGGCCUUGAAAUGACCAACUGACAGAGUGUGAACAAGGCCAUCGAGGUCCUGGCGCCCCCGCCCACCCUUGCCAAAAAAGGCCGUAGGCGCGCACCUGGUGAAGUCUGUAGAAGAACCACCCCACUUACCACUUAAUUGUGAGAAAUAAUAAAUCGUUGUUUUAAGCCA
Choloepus didactylus (southern two-toed sloth) is the source of this 4359-nucleotide messenger RNA. RefSeq names its product chromosome 17 C2orf15 homolog (gene C17H2orf15). NCBI's taxonomy places the organism in Eukaryota, Metazoa, Chordata, Mammalia, Pilosa, Megalonychidae. Bases 1396 to 1812 code for a protein of 138 amino acids. The record is from RefSeq and is a predicted model, not a curated record. The transcript has 4 exons.